AUGCCUCUACGACCAAAGCAUGGAAAAAAGGCAUCGGCUCGGAUCAGACGUGACCUACAGGACAACAAGCUGACUACGACACCAGAAGAACCCCGCCGCUCAGGCCGAGCUACCAAAGGUCAACACAAAAACCUCGAGCUACCAGAUGCCCCCACUAAGAAAGGAAAGAGCAAAAGCCCGAAAGACAAAUCCAGCAAAGCCUCCGCCGAACCCACCCCCGGACCCAGCGAAGGCGAAGGUGACGGCGAUGAAGAGGAGAUCAUUCGAUGCAUCUGCGGUGAAUAUGAAGAAGAAGAGGAUGUCGAGCGGGAUAUGAUCUGCUGCGAUAUGUGCUCAGCAUGGCAACAUAAUGAUUGUAUGGGGCUUGUGUUCGCCAAAGGCCAUGAGCCGGAUCACUAUUACUGCGAACAAUGUCGACCCGAGAACCAUAGAGUCCUACUGGACAAGAUCGCCAAAGGUGAGAAGCCCUGGGAAGAAGUCGCCGAGCGACGCCGUCGGGAGCUAGAGGAGAAAAAGAAGCGCAAAAAGGGCGGCAAGAAAGGCAGCAGCCGGAAGAACAGACCAAGUGAGAGUAAGAUGGAGCCUAGUACCCCAGUUCCGACUGGCACAUCUGCAACACCUGGCCCUACACCUGUUCCUGGCACUAGCCAUUCCCCCGCUCCAGUCACACCUGCUCCCGCUGAGUUAGAGCAGAAUGGCCAUGGUACGGAGUCUAGACGCUCUAGCACGAAUAAGCGCAAGUUGGAAGAGACUCCAGUGGCAGAGAUGGAACCUAAGGUGAAGCACCAGCGAACCUCUUCACAGUCGACCGCAGUGAGAACCUCAACGGUUAAGACGGAGUCUCCUGUUGCAGUCGCUGUCCCUGUCGCUGUCCCUGUCGCUGUUAAUGUCCCUGCCCCUGUCACUGUUGCCACGGGUGCUGUGGAAGACCUUGAGAUCCCUGCUCGUAAGAGUGCAGCUUCAGCUCUAGUCAAACUAUUCGUAGAACAGAUCGCCGGGGCUCAAAAUAAGAGUCCAGCUUCGACUCCUGCAGCACAAUCAACGGAGGCUGUGGCAAUCCAAGUUGGUCUAUCCAUUGAAGAUGCCUUGUAUCACACUUUCUGCGAACGGACAGGCGAACCUACUGAAGCAUAUAAGUUGCAAUUGCGAACGAUUCUUUUCAACGUAAAGAAGAAUCCUUCUCUGCGGGAUCGUUUAUUAGUAGGUAGUCUCUCUCCGGACUCGCUGUCCAAAAUGAAGUCGGAAGAGAUGGCUAGCAAGGAGUUACAGCAGAAGGACGCCGAGAUUAAACGUGAAGCAGAGCGGCAGCAUAUUAUCAUCGAAGAAGAGGGCCCCCGAAUCCGACGAACGCACAAGGGGGAUGAGCUCAUUGAAGACCAAACUCACGCAGCAACUGAAUCCGUCUUUUCCACUGUGCCUCGGCGAAACGCGGCCGAUAGCCCUGGCCAAAGUCCAGUAACGCCGAAGCUGGUUCGGGAAACAGAAGGACAGAACCGGAGUCCCCCUCCUGAAGGUGAACAUCAUGACCAUGUUUUCCCUGAAUUUGCCAGCAACAUUCGAGAGCCAGACAUUAGCGGUGGCAAGACCCAGGCGGAUGCAGAGAUUGACAACCUGCUCCGUGAUGAUGAACCCGAUUCCCCUCCUUAUUCGCCCAAAGAUUUCGACGAAGACGGCACUGUCUGGCGGGGCAAAGUCAUCAUGUUCCCUGUAUCUGAGUUCAUGUCCUCGGCUAAGCAUGUUGCAGGCGCAGAUUUGAGUGGACGGAUUCCAUGGAGCCAGCUUGUGCCAGAGACAUUGCUUAUUGAUGGCCGCAUUGACAUUCAACUGGCCAGCAACUAUCUUUGCGGAUUGCGCUUUAGUUCAUCGACUGACGUAUCUGUGAUUGCUAUCAGCAGUCCCGAACACCCUAGCGAGCGUGAAGGUUUCAACAAACUCUUCAAUUACUUCCAGGUUCGCAAGAGAUAUGGUGUGAUUGGCAAACACCCGUUGGCAGCUGUGAAAGACACCUAUAUAGUUCCUAUUGAGUCCGGCACUGUCAAACCAGAGUUCAUCGAGCUCUUGGAAAACAAUUCCCUCGAUGGUCCUAUCCACGAACGAAUGUUGCUUGUAGUUUUCGUUAUCAAGACCAGUGAAUCCAACCCACCAUCUGUCCAACCUUCUUCUCUUCGGACCAGCUUGGAGCCAGCAGUCUCCGCGAGUCCCUUCACAGCCCAUGAAGCCACACCUCAACAACCCUCCUCAAUUACAGCAAACCUUCCAUCUUCCCUUGCACCUGCUCCUAUGAUUCCAGUCCCCUACGGCCAAUACCAACCAUUGCAGCCAUUGAGUGGACUUCCUGCUGCCUUUCACGUACUAGGCGAACAAGUGAACGCACCGGCCAUUCAACAACUUCUCAAGACAGCACCCGGAGUGGACAUGGCGCAGUUGAAGGUCGUUCGUGACAUCCUGAUCCGACAGCCCGAUGCUGCCACCAACUAUCAGAUGCUUAUGGACGAAUUGUUUGAGAUCCAGGCGAAUGGUCACGCUGCUCAGGCAGCUGUCUAG
Penicillium taxi is the source of this 2544-nucleotide messenger RNA. RefSeq lists its product as uncharacterized. The transcript is spliced from 2 exons. Gene Ontology annotation, cellular component: nucleus. Gene Ontology annotation, molecular function: RNA polymerase II transcription regulatory region sequence-specific DNA binding. The record is from RefSeq and is a predicted model, not a curated record. Lineage: Eukaryota; Fungi; Ascomycota; Eurotiomycetes; Eurotiales; Aspergillaceae. Gene Ontology annotation, biological process: regulation of mRNA 3'-end processing; transcription antitermination; DNA-templated transcription. Bases 1 to 2544 code for a protein of 847 amino acids.